AUGAGGAGCAUUGGAUCUGCCCUGAACCUGCUUUUGGUAUCGCCACUCUACUUUGUGUGGACCGUGGUCGCUCUGGACCUGGCACAAACUCCCUGCACCACUUUGGUCCAGGGCAAAUUCUUUGGGUAUUUCUCCUCCUUUGCUGUCUUCCCGUUGAACUCCUCUCUCUGCUCUUGGAUUAUCCAGAACCCUGACCCUCGGAGGUACACUUUGUACAUGAAGAUCCUAAAACCUACAGGCGUAUGUGACCACCAGCACAUCCGCACCUACCAGUUUGACUCCUUCCUGGAGUCCACCCGCACCUACCUGGGCAUGGAGAGCUUCGACGAUGUGUUGAAGCUCUGUGACGGGUCCACCCGCUAUGCCUUCCUCCAGUCCAACAAGCAGUUCCUCCAGAUGAAGCAGACCGCGCCACCGGGGGUGGAGACCUGGCCCGUGCGGUGGAAGCCCACAAAGGCUCAGGAGAGGGACUUCUCGGUGGAGUACCUCGUGGUGGGCAACAGGAACCCUAGCAAAGCCGCUUGCCAGAUGCUCUGCAAGUGGCUGGAUGCGUGCUUGGCCAUCAGCAGCAGCUCCCAUCCAUGCGGCAUUAUGCAGACCCCGUGCUCUUGCUCAGGAGGGGAGGUCCUAGAUCAGGCCAGCGAGAUCCUGGGGCUCACGAGGAAGAAGGAAGAUUGCUAUAAGGAUGGAAUUUACUUGGAGAACUGCAUGAGCAGCCCUAAGGACAGCAGCGGAGUGGAGCUCCUGGGUGACCCCGCGGCAGAGGAGUGGUCCCCGUGGAGCGUGUGUUCGACCACCUGCGGGGAGGGCUGGCAGACCAGGACGAGGUUCUGCGUGUCGUCUUCCUACAGCACUCAGUGCAGCGGCCCUCUCCGGGAGCAGAGACAGUGCAACAACUCUGCCGUGUGCCCAGUGCAUGGCACCUGGGAUGAGUGGUCUCCGUGGAGCUUGUGCUCUUCCACGUGUGGGAGAGGGUACAGGGAUCGGACCCGCACAUGCAAGCCCCCGCAAUUUGGCGGGAACCCCUGCGAGGGCCCAGAGAAGCAAACAAAGUUCUGCAACAUUGCACUUUGCCCAGUGGACGGCAACUGGAACGAGUGGUCGAGCUGGAGCUCCUGCUCUGCCUCCUGCUCCAACGGCACCCAGCAGCGGACAAGGGAGUGCAAUGGACCCUCCUACGGGGGAGCCGAAUGCCAGGGACACUGGGUGGAGACCAGGGACUGCUUCCUACGCCAAUGUCCAGGGCUGAUCCUUCGAAGAUGCAUUUUAGAUGAAGAAGGGAUAGCUUAUUGGGAGCCUCCAACAUACAUCAAGUGUGUUUCUAUUGAUUACAGGAACAUACAGAUGAUGACCAGGGAACAUCUUUCCAAAGCUCAGCGUGGGUUGAUGGGAGAUGGGCUGUCAGAAGUGCUCCAAAACCUUGUGGAAAUCUCCCAGGAUGGGACCAGCUACAGUGGGGACUUGCUGUCCACCAUCGACAUACUCAGGAACAUGACAGAGAUCUUCCGUAGGGCUUAUCAUAGCCCAACUUCUGGGGAUGUGCAGAAUUUUGUCCAGAUCAUCAGCAAUCUUUUAUCGGAGGAAAAUCGGGACAAAUGGGAAGAAGCUCAGCUGCUUCGUUCUUCAUUAUUGCACCUCGGAACAGAAUCACCAGCUCGCCUUGGUCUCAGCUUGAAAAAUAACCUGGACAAAGAAUAUAACUCAGCCUUUGUGAGAGAUCAGACCUGUGGGAAGUACCCAGAGAUAGGGCCAAACGCCAAGGAGUUGUUCAGGCUUGUGGAGGAUUUCAUUGAUGUCAUCGGCUUUCGCAUGAAAGAUUUCCGGGAUUCCUACCAAGUGACAGACAAUCUGGGCUGGAGGGGCAUGGUGGACUGGGCCAAGAACUCAGAGGACAAGGUCACUGUCUCCAAGAGCAUCCUGUCUUCGGGGCUGGCAGAAACGGACGACUCCUCCGUCUUUGUGGUGGGGACCGUGCUGUACCGGAACAUGGGCAACAUCCUCUCCCUCCAGAGGAACAGCACUGUUUUGAACUCCAAAGUCAUCUCUGUGACUGUGAAGCCAUUACCCCGGUCUCUCCUCACCCCCUUGGAAAUUGAAUUCUCCCACCUGUACAAUGGAACCACCAACCAGACCUGCAUCUUGUGGGAUGAGAAUGAUGGGCUCUCCAUGAUCCUGCUCCAAGGCCGGCUGGCCAAGGGGACCUUCCCUAUGUUCACAGUCAUCCAUCUGAGGCUGCGGAUCUUGGGGAUCCAAACUCCACCUGAUUCCAGUGAACCAGCCUCUGGAUUUAACCCCUUGCAGCUGAUGUAUAUUCGCUCAGAGCGCUCUGUCAUCCUUAUCAACUUCUGCCUAUCCAUCAUCUCCUCCAAUGCUCUCAUCCUUAUUGGACAGACCCAGACCCGGAAUAAGGUGAUAUGCACGCUGGUGGCAGCUUUCUUGCACUUCUUCUUCCUCUCCUCUUUCUGCUGGGUGCUGACCGAGGCUUGGCAGUCCUACAUGGCCGUGACGGGCCGGUUACGGAACCGCAUCAUCCGCAAGCGCUUCUUGUGUCUCGGAUGGGGGCUCCCCGCCUUGGUGGUUGCCAUUUCCGUGGGAUUUACUAAAGCCAAGGGGUACGGCACCGUGAACUACUGCUGGCUGUCGUUAGAGGGAGGUCUUCUCUAUGCCUUCGUGGGACCGGCGGCUGCUGUCGUUUUGGUUGACCAUGUCAGCGAUGGAGGGACAGUUCACCUGGCUCCACGUAAGGACAGUGAGGCUCUUGCAGGGCUGUACAGAGGAUAUGCAGCUGUGCUGCUCUCAGGACGGGUGAACAUGGUUAUUGGCAUUCUGGUUUUUAACAAACUUGUAUCCAAAGAUGGAAUAACAGAUAAGAAACUGAAGGAACGGGCAGGGGCAUCCCUUUGGAGCUCCUGCGUGGUCCUACCUCUCCUGGCUCUCACCUGGAUGUCUGCAGUUCUGGCAAUCACAGAUCGGCGGUCAGCACUCUUCCAGAUCCUUUUUGCUGUCUUUGACUCGUUGGAGGGCUUUGUCAUCGUCAUGGUCCAUUGCAUCCUAAGGCGGGAGGUCCAGGAUGCUGUGAAGUGCCGAGUAGUAGAUCGUCAGGAAGAGGGCAAUGGAGACUCAGGGGGGUCAUUUCAGAAUGGACAUGCUCAGCUAAUGACCGAUUUUGAGAAGGACGUGGAUAUGGCUUGUAGAUCAGGUGAGCACAUCACAGUGCUGAAUAAAGACAUCACCACCUGCAGGACCUCAACCAUCACAGGAACACUGAAGCGUCCAUCGCUACCGGAUGAAGAGAAACUGAAACUCAAUCACCAGAAGGGGUCAUCAAACUUUAACAGUCUUCCAGCCAAUGUCUCCAAGAUGCAUCUUCAGGGCUCACCACACUACCUGGGGGCCAUCAACCUGAAUGAGUUCAGCAAUCACACUCUCACUCUGAAGAAAGACAAGAACCAGCCACCCAAGUCCAUCUAUAUCUGUGAUGGGGACAUCUUCAAGAAGUUGGACUCAGAACUCUCCCGGGCACAAGAGCAAACACUGGACACCAGCUACGUCAUUCUGCCUACCAACACGUCUACCUUACGGGCCAAACCACCCAAAGACGAGAGCAAAUACAGCAUCAAUAUCGACCAGAUGCCCCAGACACGGCUCAUCCACCUCAGUAUGGCUACUGACCCAGGCUUUGUUGUCAAGAGUCCUCCACGGGAGCCUGUAACCAUGACAUGCAGUGAGGUGCAAGGUUCCCCCAUGAUACAACAGCAGCAGCAGCUGGCUCCACAAAAUAUCUCCAACGAGUCACAGAUUCCCAACAGCCUGUGUGACACAGGUGACUCAGGGAACUCAGGUGUGGUGUCCAAGAGUGAGACCGUCUCCACCCUCUCCAUGAGCUCUUUGGAGAGGCGGAAAUCCCGGUAUGCAGAGCUAGAUUUUGAGAAAAUCAUGCACACAAGAAAACGUCACCAAGACAUGUUCCAAGACCUGAACAGAAAACUCCAGCACGCAGAGAAGGAAAAGGAGUCUCCAACAACAGACAGCAAGGUAAGGACUGGAGAAGAAGUGAACCUGGAAGAGAGCAAGGAGGAGGCAGAGGGUGGGGAGGGACUGCAGGGGACGAGCCCUGCCAAGAUACUUUCGGGCUGCUGCUGCAUUCCGGGAGCCUUCCGGCUCUGCCACAAGGAGGUGUGGAAGGACGCCCAGCAGCCACCGCGAAGGGCCAAGAAGAUCGGGGUUGUUUGGGGACCACAAGAGGGGACACCUGCAGGAGUCUCGCUGGGAUGUGACCUGGCCAUAGAUCCCUGGGGGAGACCCAGCCUUGAGGGUCUGUGGCAUCCCUUGCCGAUCCUCGCCCCCCAACUCUCCCUCACCAGCUCAUCCAAGAAGGAAGAAGACGGGAUGCGCCAAGCAGUGGCCAAGAAGACAUUCCCACUCCUAUAUGCCACACCAUGA
Molecule: messenger RNA, 4443 nt
Organism: Pygoscelis adeliae (Adelie penguin)
Lineage: Eukaryota; Metazoa; Chordata; Aves; Sphenisciformes; Spheniscidae
Gene: ADGRB1
Product: brain-specific angiogenesis inhibitor 1
Exons: 27
Coding region: 1-4443 (1480 amino acids)
Biological process (GO): engulfment of apoptotic cell; negative regulation of angiogenesis; cell surface receptor signaling pathway
Cellular component (GO): dendrite; postsynaptic density; plasma membrane
Molecular function (GO): G protein-coupled receptor activity
Source: RefSeq, a predicted model, not a curated record